Molecule: messenger RNA, 765 nt
Organism: Trichogramma pretiosum
Lineage: Eukaryota; Metazoa; Arthropoda; Insecta; Hymenoptera; Trichogrammatidae
Product: 40S ribosomal protein S8
Exons: 4
Coding region: 86-712 (208 amino acids)
Biological process (GO): translation; maturation of SSU-rRNA from tricistronic rRNA transcript (SSU-rRNA, 5.8S rRNA, LSU-rRNA)
Cellular component (GO): ribosome; cytosolic small ribosomal subunit
Molecular function (GO): structural constituent of ribosome
Source: RefSeq, a predicted model, not a curated record
GUGCGCUCUGCACAAUUACAACUCUUAGACGGACAAAGUGUUUCUCUGACCUCUCUCUUUUACAUGAGAUUAUCAGCUUUACAGCAUGGGUAUCUCACGUGAUCAUUGGCAUAAACGCCGAGCUACAGGAGGCAGAAGAGAGCCUCCAAGGAAGAAGAGGAAGUUCGAAUUAGGACGUCCUGCUGCAAACACCAAACUUGGUCCACAGCGUAUACAUACUGUGCGUACCCGGGGUGGCAAUAAAAAAUACCGUGCCCUCCGUUUAGACACAGGUAAUUUUGCUUGGGGAUCUGAAGGCCGUGCACGCAAGACUCGCAUCAUAGAUGUUGUUUACAAUGCAUCCAAUAACGAGCUUGUCAGAACCAAGACACUUGUGAAGAAUUGCAUUGUCUUAAUCGAUGCCACUCCAUUCAGACAGUGGUAUGAAGCUCAUUAUGCACUUCCUUUGGGACGUAAACGAGGAGCUAAAUUGUCUGAAGCAGAGGAGGAAGUUCUUAACAAGAAGCGUUCCAAGAAGUGUAUGGCAAAAUACAAGGCUAGACAACGUGUUGCUAAAGUUGAGCCAGCACUUGAAGAUCAGUUUGCAACUGGAAGAAUUUUAGCUUGCAUCGCUAGCAGGCCUGGACAAUGUGGCCGUUCUGACGGUUACAUUUUAGAAGGUAAAGAGCUAGAAUUUUACUUGAGAAAGAUCAAGAGCAAGAAAGCAAAGUAAAAUAAUUUUGUACAAUGAAUUGAAAGCAAUAAAUUCAUACUUAAUUUUAAAAA